Messenger RNA from Cyprinodon tularosa, 1756 nucleotides. It is a transcript of the gene rflna, whose product is annotated as refilin A. Gene Ontology annotation, molecular function: filamin binding. Gene Ontology annotation, biological process: skeletal system morphogenesis; negative regulation of chondrocyte development; actin filament bundle organization. Bases 393 to 1055 code for a protein of 220 amino acids. The transcript has 4 exons. Lineage: Eukaryota; Metazoa; Chordata; Actinopteri; Cyprinodontiformes; Cyprinodontidae. The record is from RefSeq and is a predicted model, not a curated record. Gene Ontology annotation, cellular component: actin filament bundle.
AGAUCUCCUCCUGAGAGCUUCCAGUCCGCAGAAACACUGAAGCAGAGCGCAGCGAAGGAACGCAGCUCAUCCAGAUCGGUGCCAGACGCACAGCGCGUUUUGGUUAUUUUUAUUAGAGAAACUUUCUUCGCUUUUUUAUUUUUAUUUUUUUAAGAAAAGCAAAACCUUUAAUUCAAAUUGCAAACAAUGGUUUAUUAGUUAAAGGAUACCUUUGGAUUGAAGUGAUCCACUCCUUACGCGCAGGAACCUUGUUCGGGUGAAAGUGAUUAUUUCCUCUUAGCGCGGCAGCUUGGGCUGCUUUCUUUAUUUAAAAAAGCAGGAAAAAAAACAGAAACCAAAACUCGCCAGGUUGACUUUAUCUGGGAGGUUUUUGCUGCUGAGCUGUCCCAGAAAUGGUGGGGCACCUACAUUUACAAGCGAUGGAUGACAGCCUUAAAGGAAAGAACCGGGAAGGGCUCCUCGACAGUCCGGAUUCGGGCCUGCCCCCCAGUCCCAGUCCGCCCUUCUGCUCUCUGUCUCCGGCUCCCACCGAGACGCGCUCCGGCGGCUGCGCGACGCCUGUUGACAGCAUUCCUGGAUGUUACAGAAAGGAGAACAGAGAAGGAAAACUGCUGCCCUACCUGCUGCCGAACUAUACAGGAACAGACCUAAAGUCUCGCAUGCACCCGGUGUUUUACGGGGAAAGCAUCGAAGUCAACCCCAAACCGGAGCAGGAAAUCAAGUGCACAUCUGCGGUCAAGUAUGACUCCGACAAGCAUUACAGAGACCGGGUUUUGUGCGCCCCGGUUCCUACGCCCACCUCCUUCAGCGAAACGGUGGUGGCCGUGCGGAACUGCACUUGGAGAAGCUACAAGUCGCAGGUUUAUCUGGAGCCCAGGCAGAAGCCCGUCAGCUACCAAAGCACCACCAUCAUCUACCCCAAACACGCCAAGAACACUUACCGAACCACCCUCAACUACAACCCCACAGGCUGCCGCCGCUGGUUCGUGUCAACGGUGCAGCUGGAGUCCAGCGAGGAUACGAGCCCCUGCGUCAUCUACACAGAGGACCUGUAGGGCCCCGGGAGAGGGGUUCUGCUUCGAGAGACUCUUUUUGAACUUUUUCUUUUGUCUUUUUCUGACGAUAAGGAAUUUGAAAAGAUCCACACUGAAAGGGAAGUACCUGCAGCCAUUGCCUGGAGCUUUAAGACCCCGCUCUUUAAACUCUGGGAACCAGUCAGAUUAUUUUGAUUUCUUACUGUUGCAGUCCCGAAUCGGACCCUCUGUGCUCUGCAGCUGCACUACGGUGGUUAAUGUCUUAUUUGAUACAAGAGCUAGCAACCUGGGAGCCCGUGCUCUGCGUUCGGAUGGUACUGGACCCUGGUGUCUGUAUAUAGGGGGAAGAAUUAAAUCGACACGUGCUGUGGAUCUUACCCAGUCACACCAACGCAAAGGGUUCAGAAUAUGGCUUUAUUGCACUUGUUUUCUACAUGUCACAGUUCCCUCAGAGGAGCUGGCGUAGCGGUGGGGAAUUUCUGUGCUGCCUCUGAAAAGUGGACCAAAAAUAGUUUGUUUUCUUUGAGUAACUCCGUACACUCAGACUGAAAGCUGGUCAGCAGAGAGCACAAAGCGUUCAUUAGAAAGCCGGUGUUCUGUCAGAUGAGCAUACCCGGUCAGAUCCAUAGCCGAAACCCGUUUAUCCCUUCAGUUUUGUACGAAAAAUACAUUUUAAACUACCUCAACGGGCGUGUAUCGCUUUAGCCAUGUACAAAAAAAAA